This is a messenger RNA of Rhizophagus irregularis DAOM 181602=DAOM 197198, 1386 nucleotides long. NCBI's taxonomy places the organism in Eukaryota, Fungi, Glomeromycota, Glomeromycetes, Glomerales, Glomeraceae. The record is from RefSeq and is a predicted model, not a curated record.
AUGCUAUAUAAUUUUGAAUCUAAUUUAUCUGAAGCUUUUGGCCAACUAUUAAAAAUAGAGACGGAUUAUAAUGUUAUCAUUCAGAUUGGAGAAGAACCUAAUUUUAAAGAAUUUCAUACACAUUCUAAUAUUUUACGUUGUAGAUCCGAAUAUUUUAAUAAAAUAUUUACAGAAAAUAUCGAAAAAAAAGAUGGAAUGUAUAUAAUUAAGAAAUCAAAUAUUUCUCCUCAAGCUUUUGAUAUGAUCCUUAAGUAUCUUUAUACCGAUCAAAUCGAUAUCACUAAUAAAACUGGAACCGAACUAUUGAAUUUUAUGAUUGCUUCUGAUGAAUUAAUGUUGAAAAAAUUAACUAAACUUACUGAAGAUUUUAUUAUUCAAAAUCAACAAAAAUUCUUACAAAAUGAUCCUAUCGGAAUUCUUCAAAUCAUUCAAUAUUGUAAACCACUUAUUAAUUUACAAGAAUAUUGUUUGAAUAAAAUUUGUUCUGAACCAGAAAUUUUAUUCAACUCUGAUAAAUUCAAUCAAUUACCUGCUUCUUUAUUAGAAAUUAUUUUAAAACGUGAUGACUUGAAUUUAAAAGAAGUUGAAAUUUGGGAAAAUUUAAUUAAAUGGGGUUUAGCUCAAGAACAAGUACGUAAUCAAGAUAUCACUAAAUGGAACCAAGAUGAUAUUAAUAUCUUUAAAAGGAUACUUUACAAGUUCAUUCCUUUAAUUAGAUUUUAUGAAAUCUUUAUUGAAGAUUACUUCAACAAAAUUAAACCUUAUGAAGAAAUUUUAUCUAAAGAAUUGAGAGAUGAUAUUUUAAAAUUUUACAUGAUUUCUGGAUAUAAACCACAAAGAAAUCCAAGAUUUAAUUCUAAUUCUAUUAUAAUUAAACGAAAACACAUCGCACUUUUUUCAAAUUGGAUCGACAAAAAAGAGAAAAUGAAUAUUAAUGAUAUUAAUAAUAUUCCAUAUAAAUUUAAUCUUUUAUAUAGAGGUAGCAAAGAUGGCAAUACAGCUGCAGCAUUUCAUAAUAGAUGUGAUAAUAAGGAAGCUACUAUAGUUGUAAUAAAAAUCACAAAUUCGAAUCAAAUAAUUGGAGGAUAUAAUCCACUUGAAUGGGAUUCAAAUAACUGUAGUAAGUCAACAAAGGAUAGUUUUAUAUUCUCAUUUACUGAUAAAAAUGACCUUCAAAGUGCAAAUAUAGUUUAUAGUAAUGGUGAUCAAUAUUCUAUUCGAACUCAUUCACGUUGGGGUCCAGUAUUUGGUAAUGACUUACUUUUAAAUUAUGAUAAUAGCCCAAAUAUUUGGUACCAUAAUAGUGUAUAUUCUUAUCCUACGCUUAAUUUACCAAAAAAUAUGAGUAUGGAUGAUUACGAAGUGUUUCAAGUUAUUAAAAAAUAA